This is a messenger RNA of Sebastes umbrosus (honeycomb rockfish), 1738 nucleotides long. It is a transcript of the gene cacng3a, whose product is annotated as voltage-dependent calcium channel gamma-3 subunit. Lineage: Eukaryota; Metazoa; Chordata; Actinopteri; Perciformes; Sebastidae. Gene Ontology annotation, molecular function: voltage-gated calcium channel activity; channel regulator activity. Gene Ontology annotation, cellular component: postsynaptic density membrane; AMPA glutamate receptor complex. The coding region runs from base 351 to 1349 and encodes 332 amino acids. Gene Ontology annotation, biological process: transmission of nerve impulse; positive regulation of synaptic transmission, glutamatergic; postsynaptic neurotransmitter receptor diffusion trapping. The record is from RefSeq and is a predicted model, not a curated record. The transcript has 4 exons.
GCUGCUGCUGCUGCUGCUGUUUUCUCUCAACAACUUUUUGUUUUAUGGAGGAUCUUUUUCCACUUUUCCACUCCUCGGCCUUGUGUUUUUCCUCUCUGAUUCUUCAGUUCUUCUACUGACAAAGCAUGGAAACCUCCCAACUCAGGGGACCAAGUGUUGUGCAUGUAUAGUUUAGAGGAAAAAACCUGCACAGUUUAUCCAACUAUACACCAGUGGGCCUGAAGAUGUGCGCACAAUCUGAGUUCCCUUCAGCCGAGAGGAUCCACACAAAGAUAAGACAAGUUUUUAACAGUUUCUAAAACCUCCGUCCACUGGUGUGGAGGAGGAGGAGGAGCAGGAGGAGGAGGAAGAUGAGGCUGUGUAACCGAGGGGUGAUGAUGCUGAUGACCACAGCGGGAGCUUUCUGCGCCUUCAGCCUGAUGACCAUCGCCGUGGGGACGGACUACUGGCUGUACUCUCGAGGGGUCUGUCGCUCCAAGAGCAUGAACGACAACGACACUGUCCGCAAGAACGAGGAGGUGCUGACCCACUCCGGGCUGUGGAGGACCUGCUGCACUGAGGGGACGUUUCGGGGCGUCUGCAAAGACAUCGAUCACUUUGCUGAGGAUGCUGACUAUGAGCAGGAUGCUGCAGAGUAUUUACUACGAGCAGUACGAGCCUCCAGCCUCUUCCCCAUCCUCAGUGUGGGAUUGUUGUUUCUCGGAGGUGUGUGUGUUGCUGCCAGCGAGUUCUACAAGUCACGCUACAACGUCAUCCUCAGCGCGGGAAUACUCUUUGUCUCUGCAGGUCUCAGUAACAUUAUUGGCAUCAUCGUCUACAUAUCAGCCAACUCAGGUGACCCCAGCCAGAGCGACAACAAGAAGAGCUACUCCUACGGCUGGUCCUUUUAUUUUGGCGCCCUGUCCUUCGUGCUGGCUGAGAUGGUGGGCGUCCUGGCCGUGCACGUGUUCAUAGAAAAGCACAGACAGCUGCGCACUAAAGGCCGGCCGUCCCUCAUCAAGCCGCCCAUCUCUCGCAGCUCAUCUUACUACCGCAACCGCUACUACCAGAACCGCUCCCGCCGGUACAGCUACAGGAGCAACCACAGUGCGGGGGACCUCGUCUCGAACUCCUUUCGAGCAUCUAUGGUGCGAGACCGAGAGCCGUCCCUCUCAGUUGAAACCAAAGCCAUGGCUUUGUCAAACCCAGUGACCGUAGGCUCAGAGUUCAUGCUCUACACCUUAUCCUCGCCUCUCAAAGACGGUAAAAUCGACAUGGCCGUGGAUGAUUUAACCCCGUCAGCAGCUCACAACAACACAGAGUUGCUGCCCGGAAACUGUGCUGCCAACAGAAGGACCACGCCGGUCUGAGAGGAGAGGAUGUACAGAGAUUAAACACAAGAGGAACUUCUGAACAUUAAAUGAAAGGAAGUCCUCUCACUUUUCUUGGUAAAGAAAGAGGAAAGGACUGGAGACCGGAAUAGGCCUGCAUCGACUAAUCUGUCAGAAAAUACAGAAAACAAUCUCAAACACAAAAGGGAAUGGGGAAGUGGAGCUUUCUGGGGCACGCUGCAAUUUUUGGAGGGUAGCGUACAGAGCUAUGAUAGACUGUCAUUAUCUGUCAGCGAUCUAUUCAUCUGUCAUCUGUCAGUCGUUCAUCAUCAGAAAUGUAUAAAGUAUGUGGGAAAGACAAAUGCCCAGCUAAAGAGAAGCUGACAGAGGCAAAGAGGUGAUAUAUUACAACUGACAGCUGUUGUUGC